AAUGUGUGGUCGAAUUUGUUGCGCAUUGGACCCUGAGACUUUAUGUUGUGCAUGUGGAUAUAAGGAUGUCAAUGGUAAACAACGUAAAUUAACAUGGACUAAAACUGAAUUAAAAUAUGAUCCAUCGUAUAAUAUGUGUCCACGAGAUGUCCUGCCUUGUAUAACAUCUGGUUCACAUUUUGAAGGAGAAAAAGAGGAAAGAGUUCUUUGUGCUAUGACAUGGGGAAUGAUUCCACCUUGGUAUCAGGGGGAUUAUAAGAAACGUCCAAAUAAGAUAGCCACUCACAACAGUCGUUUAGAAAACAUACAUUCCUCAACAGUAUAUUCUCCAUCAUUGCAAAAGCAACAAAGAUGUAUCGUGAUUUGUGAAGGUUUCUAUGAAUGGAAACCUGGUACAGAUAACAAAGUUCAGAAACAACCAUACUAUAUAUAUGCAACUCAAGACAAAGAUAUAAAAGCAGAUGAUCCUACAACAUGGGGUAAUGAAUUUUCUGAAACAAAUGGAUGGAAAGGUUUUAAAUUAUUAAAAUUAGCUGGAAUAUUUGGAAUACAUAAAACUGAAGAGGGGAACAUUAUAUAUAGCUGUUCCAUUAUUACAAGAGAGAGUAAUAAGGUAUUGUCUUGGCUACAUCAUCGCAUGCCAGUAUGUUUAAGCAACGAGGAAGAAUGUCAAGUAUGGUUAAGUAAAGAUUUAUUGACAGAUGCAGCAAUUAAAACGUUAAAUGACAUGAUAUUACAAGAAACUGCACUAAACUGGCAUCCAGUAUCUAUGAUUGUUAAUAAUGGAUUCAAUAAAACUAUUGACUGUAGAAAAAAGAUAAAACCAAAGGAGAUUAGUCAAGCAUCUUUUAUGGCUUCUUGGCUGCAAAAAGGAUCAGCCACUUCAAAUAAAAGAAAAAGCACAAAUGAUAAAGAUACAUACAACCAAGAAGAUAAGAACAUCUCAAAAAUUCGAAAAGAAAAUUAAAAUUUAUGAG
Cyphomyrmex costatus is the source of this 977-nucleotide messenger RNA. RefSeq names its product embryonic stem cell-specific 5-hydroxymethylcytosine-binding protein. The transcript has 6 exons. The record is from RefSeq and is a predicted model, not a curated record. Lineage: Eukaryota; Metazoa; Arthropoda; Insecta; Hymenoptera; Formicidae. The coding region runs from base 2 to 967 and encodes 321 amino acids. Gene Ontology annotation, molecular function: single-stranded DNA binding. Gene Ontology annotation, biological process: protein-DNA covalent cross-linking repair.